This is a messenger RNA of Theobroma cacao (cacao), 2340 nucleotides long. Its product is annotated as ARM repeat superfamily protein. Gene Ontology annotation, molecular function: protein binding. The record is from RefSeq and is a predicted model, not a curated record. Lineage: Eukaryota; Viridiplantae; Streptophyta; Magnoliopsida; Malvales; Malvaceae.
UCUUUAGAAAAUCCACUGGGCACUGGCAAAGAGUUAAAAGAAAUAUAGUAUUGCGAUUUUCAUCAGAGAGAAGAACAAGAAUCUGAAAGACCCUGACACAGCCCCUUCUAUAUGUUAGAGAGAGAGAGAGAGAGAGAGAUUUUGAAGAAGGUUUCCAAUUUAGACUAAAGAAAAGAGUUUGUUUCUUUCUUUCCUUUUGAAAGUUGUGGUGGGUUGGUGAUUCUUAGAAGCAUUUUUCUCGGUUAGAAUUGAGAGAGAAAGAGAAAGGAGAAGUUUGAGGAUUAAGCUGCAUUGGGUUGCUUGCUGGAGAAAAAGGGACAAGUUUUGUAGUACCUGAGUCUUAAAGCCUCACGCAGAAGAUAGUGGGGACUAUUGGGUGGCUGUAAAUGGUAGAGUGCUGUGAAUUUCAAGGAAAGUCAAAGCAAUUUGAGCUCUAGUGAUCUUUUUGAUCAAAACUCAUAUCUGAAUCAUGGGAGAAGAUACUGGAAAUGGGGUUUUGGCUGAUGCUCGGUCAGCUGAGGAAUGGUUAUCGCAUGCACAAGAGCUUGUUCCCAUGGCACUUGUUAAGGCAAGGGAGGUGAAGGGGUUCCCUGGUAGGUGGAAGAUGAUAAUGUCCAAAUUGGAGCAGAUCCCUUCACGCCUAUCAGACUUGUCGAGCCAUCCUUGCUUCUCCAAAAAUGCACUCUGUAAGGAGCAAUUGCAGGCUGUCUCGAAGACAUUGAAGGAAGCAAUUGAAUUGGCAGAUUUAUGUCUAAAGGAGAAGUAUGAGGGGAAGCUUAAGAUGCAAAGUGAUCUUGAUGCGUUAUCAGGGAAAUUGGACCUAAAUUUACGGGAUUGUGGACUUCUGAUCAAGACUGGUGUACUUGGCGAAGCUACUUUGCCUUUAUCUGUUGUUGGCUCCUCAUCAGAAUCUGAGACUGCAACACAUGGCCAUCUAAAGGAACUGCUUGCACGGCUACAGAUUGGGCACUUGGAAGCAAAGCACAAGGCUCUUGACAGCCUUGUCGAGGUCAUGAAGGAGGAUGAAAAGUGUGUGUUGUCAGUUAUGGGGCGGAGUAACAUUGCUGCUUUAGUCCAGUUAUUAACAGCAACUUCUCCUCGUAUUCGGGAAAAGACUGUGACUGUAAUCUGCUCACUUGCAGAAUCUGGGAGUUGUGAGAGCUGGCUUGUAUCAGAAGGUGUUUUGCCACCUCUCAUAAGGCUUGUUGAAUCAGGCAGCACAGUUGGUAAAGAGAAGGCCACAAUUUCGCUGCAGAGAUUAUCAAUGACUGCUGAAACAGCCCGAGCAAUAGUCGGGCAUGGUGGGGUUCGACCACUAACUGAGAUCUGCCGAACUGGAGACUCUGUUUCACAGGCUGCAGCUGCUUGUACAUUAAAAAAUAUAUCAGCGGUCCCUGAGGUUCGACAAAUACUAGCUGAGGAAGGAAUUAUAAAGGUCAUGAUCAAUCUCCUCGAUUGUGGAAUUUUGUUGGGUUCCAAAGAAUAUGCUGCGGAGUGCUUGCAGAAUCUCACGGCCAGCAAUGAGAAUUUGAGAAGGUCUGUUAUCUCAGAAGGUGGAAUUCGGAGUCUUUUGGUAUACCUUGAUGGUCCUCUGCCCCAAGAAUCUGCAGUUGGAGCCUUGAGGAAUUUGGUUGGCUCAGUUUCUAUGGAAGUUCUGAUGUCACUAGGUUUCCUCCCUCGAUUACUUCACGUGCUUAAAUCUGGAUCGCUGGGUGCGCAACAAGCUGCUGCAUCAGCCAUCUGUCGAGUUUGCAGUUCAAGUGAAAUGAAAAAAAUGGUCGGUGAAGCUGGGUGCAUUGCUCUUCUUAUUACAAUGCUUGAGGCGAAAUCGAACAGUGCUAGAGAGGUAGCUGCUCAAGCCCUUUCAAGCUUGAUAACUGUUUCUCAGAAUUGCAGAGAAGUCAAAAAGAAUGAUAAAAGCGUGCCAAAUCUGGUCCAGUUGCUUGAUCCAAGUCCCCAAAAUACUGCAAAGAAGUAUGCAGUUUCCUGCCUCGCAUCUCUCUCUUCAAGUAAGAAAUGCAAGAAGCUUAUGAUAUCAUAUGGAGCAAUUGGGUAUCUCAAGAAGCUUUUGGAGAUGGAGAUCCCUGGUGUGAAGAAGCUACUCGAGAGGUUGGAAAGAGGAAAGCUUAGAAGUUUGUUCAGCCGGAAGUAGGGGAAGAAAUGAAAAUCUCUCUUUUUGUAUAAUAAAAUUUUCCUUUUCUUUUCUGUUUUUCUCCCCUUCUUGCAUGAUCUAUGUUUCAUUGUCUGUAUGAAACAAAUUGGCUAAUGAUAUGAAACCAAAUCUAUGCUAUCAAUGCUUUAUUAUUUAUUAAACGACAAGAUUCCCCUGCUCUUUCGAUC